AUGUCAUUGUUGCAUCGGUUAUCGAAAAGAGGCGCGUUCAAUUUCGCCCAUCGUGAUGUCUGGGGACCACGAGAAAAGUCCAUGGGAAACCCAUGGUCACCAGCAAAUCCAAGGGGAACCGUCAUCCUCCGUCUAGCGGAAAACAGUCUUCUCCAUGAAGAUAUCGCUGAGUUCAUCAACGCACAGACAGCAGUCCAUCCACCUCAUCACCUCACCUACAGCACAGGUCCACGUGGAUCACGCCGUCUUCGGCGUGCUGCAGCUGCAUUCCUGACAGACGAGUUCCAGUCUCGGGAAGCAAUCACAGCCGACAACCUCUUCAUCACACCUGGUUGUUCUAGUGCCUUAGAUGCAUUGGCCUGGGCGAUCUGUGAUGAAGGGGAGGGUAUCCUCAUUCCACAGCCAUUCUAUAACGGAUUCAAUUUCGACACUCAAUAUCGAAGCAACGCUCGAGUGGUUGGGGUGACGUAUGGAGAUGUAGAGGAAUAUUCAGGCUUGGAUGAUUUAUUCUGCCCUGAUAUAAACAAGAGGGCUCUUGAGGCUGCCUUACACAGAGCGCAAAAUGAAGGCAUCACCCCCCCUGAGACAAUAAUGGAAUUCGCUUCUUUCUGCGGCAAAAACGGACUGCAUUUCAUUUCGGAUGAAAUAUAUGCAAAAUCUCUCUUUUCCAAUCCCGCCAUUCCCAACGCGACUCCAUUUGUUUCUACUCUCGCUCUUGAUCUUUGUGAUGCUAUUGAUCCGUCUCUUACGCAUAUACUAUAUGGUGCAAGCAAAGACUUCUGCGCCAAUGGGUUGCGUCUAGGUUUUGUUUGUACAAAGAAUGAGGGCAUCAUAGGGGCAAUGUCGAGUAUUAGUAUGUUCUCAUGGUCGCCUCAUAUACUGCAGGAUGUAUGGGCCGUUAUGCUAAAAGACAGGCAAUGGGUGAACGAUUUUAUGCUCAGGAAGAGCAAACUCAUGGCGGAGAAUUAUACCAUCGCAACUUCAUUCCUGCGUGAGCGUAACAUCAGAUACUCUGAGUCGAAUGCUGGUUUGUUCAUCUGGCUAGAUCUGCGCCAUUUGCUUCUACCCCAGUCGUCACUCCAGUCAGAUUACGGCGUGUUGAGAGUUGCCUCUCCCGAUGCUAGCAUUUACAAGCAGCGAGAGAUGCAGAUCGCAGAUAUCUGUGCAGCAAACGGCGUUAUGAUUGCUCCUGGUCAUAUCUAUAUGCCGGAAGAGUGUGGAUGGUUCCGAAUGACGUUUACAGUGGGAAAGGAGGCAUUGGCAGAAGGACUGGAUCGUUUGGCCAGGUCACUAGAGCAGGUCGAAGCCGACAUCCAGAAUGUAUAGGCUUUAUAGCGAUGUCAAACAAAGUCUACUCCUUCCAGACAAAAAUGCCCUUUUCAUACAAUCCAGAGACAAUCCCCAGUCCGCGACCGACGUCUCUCGCAGCCGUGCAACCUGUUCCGUACUCUGUUCCCACGUAGAUAUCUCUGAUGACGCCCCCUGCAUUUCCAUCCCACUCUGCAACCCAACUGGGGGCUCUUGGUCUUUCCGCUUCUGGUUUGCCUUCACCCGUUCCGUCAAGGUCAUAGAAUUGAUUCGUCUUUGCGACAUUCUUCAAAAGCUUCAGAUCGGGAUGCCCUGCCAUG
This is a messenger RNA of Aspergillus wentii DTO 134E9, 1628 nucleotides long. RefSeq lists its product as uncharacterized. The record is from RefSeq and is a predicted model, not a curated record. The transcript is spliced from 7 exons. Gene Ontology annotation, molecular function: transaminase activity; pyridoxal phosphate binding. Gene Ontology annotation, biological process: amino acid metabolic process; biosynthetic process. NCBI's taxonomy places the organism in Eukaryota, Fungi, Ascomycota, Eurotiomycetes, Eurotiales, Aspergillaceae. The coding region runs from base 1 to 1326 and encodes 441 amino acids.